Molecule: messenger RNA, 945 nt
Organism: Colossoma macropomum (tambaqui)
Lineage: Eukaryota; Metazoa; Chordata; Actinopteri; Characiformes; Serrasalmidae
Product: rhamnose-binding lectin-like
Exons: 11
Coding region: 1-945 (314 amino acids)
Molecular function (GO): carbohydrate binding
Source: RefSeq, a predicted model, not a curated record
AUGUUCUUCCUGAAGCUCUCUCUACUCACCUUGCUGGUUGCAGCUCCAGAUUUGCUCGUUACUGCAGAGAAUGUAAUCACCUGUUAUGGCAACGUCCAGCACCUCCGCUGUGAGACUGGACUAAUAAGGGUGAAGUCUGCUAUUUAUGGCCGUACAGAUUGCAGCAUUUGUAGCAUUGGACGCCCACCAGCCCAAAUCCAGAACACCAACUGCUCCAUGAAGAUUCCUCUGAUCUCCAAGAGGUGUGAUGGCCACAGAGUGUGUGAGUUUAAGACUGAUGUGAUCGGAAGCCCUGAUCCAUGUGUCGGAACUUUCAAGUACUACAACACCACAUAUGACUGCAUCCAAGCCCGUGCCAGCGUGACAUGUGAGGACGGCUACAGCACACUGGACUGUGGAAAUGAUGUGAUUCAGAUCUUUAACGCUAAUUAUGGACGCACUGAUAAUAAGAUCUGCUCAGAGGGACUUCCCAGCUCUUUGACUGUGAACACCAACUGUUACGCUCCUGACACUCUUACUAGUGUGGCCACACGGUGCAAUGGAAGGAGCAGCUGCACUGUGCAAGCUUCAUACACCAUCUUCACAGAUCCUUGCAUUGGGAUUUCCAAGUACCUGGCUGUGUCCUAUUUCUGUCUCCCACAGCCUGUUCAAACCAGUGUGACCUGUGAAGGCGACAAUGCUGUACUGACGUGUGGCGCUGGCAUUUUAAAAAUCCAAGCUGCUAACUAUGGCCGAACUGAUUCCACCACAUGCAUAACUGGACGACCCGUCAAUCAGAUCACCAAGAACGACUGCUACGCAACCAGCACUCUAGCUGAAGUAAUAAACAGAUGUGAAGGCAAGACCACCUGCACAGUCCCUGCCACAAACGGUGUAUUCUCUGACCCCUGUGUCUAUACUUACAAGUUCCUGACCAUCGUGUAUUCCUGUGUGGUUUCACCGUAA